AUGGAUUCGCAAGCUUUCCUCCGCCAAAAUGAAACGUAUGAAGACUUUUACAACCGAUGCAACAACUUGUCGAACUUUGAUUGUAGCGAAGAAGAAAUGUUAUGGUGGAUAAUGGGGUCUCGCCGGCUGCCAUUAAAAGAAAUAAUACCUAUUAGUUUGGUGCUAGUGAUUAUUUUUCUAACUGGGGUAAUUGGUAAUGUGUGUGUGUGCGUGGUGAUCAUACGGAACCCGGGCUUGCACACGGCUACGAAUUAUUAUCUGUUUAGUUUGGCUGUAAGCGAUCUUCUUUUGUUGUUGUUCGGUCUACCCAACGAUUUAACAGUCUACUGGCAUCAAUAUCCAUACAGUUUGGGCCUGGUAUUCUGCAAGCUCCGAGCUUUAAUAUCAGAAGCAGCAACCUACGUGUCCGUGCUGACGAUAUCCGCUUUCACCCUGGAGAGAUAUCUCGCCAUAUGCCACCCUUUACACCUGUACGCUAUGGCAGGACUGACCAGGGCCUCACGAAUCAUUCUCGUGCUGUGGGUGGUUGCAUUUGUGUGCGCAUCGCCAUUUGCUAUGUACUCCGACAUCAGCUACAGGGACUACCCGCCAAAUUCCGGCAACAUAUCCCUGGAUUCAGCAUUCUGCGCGCUGAUGGCUUCAUCACCUCUUCUAGAAUUAAGCAGCAUAUUCUUCUUUUUCGUGCCGGCUAUUCUCAUUCUAUGCUUGUAUGUUACAAUGGGAUGUCAUAUAAGGUCAACCCGAAUGAACAAGAAGAGCAAAGGUCUGCUGAAUGGUCAGAUUCAUGGAGAGACGCGGCAGGCGAAAUCUAGAAAAGCUAUUAUCCGAAUGUUAGUGGCCGUGGUGAUAGCUUUCUUCGUGUGUUGGACACCGUUCCACGUCCAACGCCUGUUCUACAUCUAUGGGUACAGUCUGCCGCAGUUCCAUGUGAUAAACGAGCACCUCUUCAAUGUGGCUGGUGCACUGUACUACGUGUCGGCGACUGUUAAUCCCAUACUGUAUAAUGUUAUGAGCGCAAGGUAA
Molecule: messenger RNA, 1023 nt
Organism: Zerene cesonia (dogface butterfly)
Lineage: Eukaryota; Metazoa; Arthropoda; Insecta; Lepidoptera; Pieridae
Gene: NGR-A25
Product: neuropeptides capa receptor-like
Exons: 6
Coding region: 1-1023 (340 amino acids)
Biological process (GO): neuropeptide signaling pathway
Cellular component (GO): plasma membrane
Molecular function (GO): neuropeptide receptor activity
Source: RefSeq, a predicted model, not a curated record